AUGAUCCUCCUAAUCCAGCAGAAGCUAGAGCUGACCAGUGACGACAACGGUGGAACAUCUCGAAACACAAAACUUCGCGAUUUCUUUAAAGGAGGCCCGGAAUUGGAUAUGUCUUCCUCCGACGGGACUGACAAAAGGAGCAAUCUUCGCAUGGAACCACAAGAUCUUCGGAGACCGGAAUUUCUCUCCAAUCAACACAGUCACGAAGGCUUGUGCAGAUGCGAGGGAGUGGAAUGCAGCGCAAAUCCAGGGAACGGAGAAGAAGAAACGGCCAACCCCUCAAGGAAACUCCCGAAGACAUAA
Messenger RNA from Microthlaspi erraticum, 303 nucleotides. Lineage: Eukaryota; Viridiplantae; Streptophyta; Magnoliopsida; Brassicales; Brassicaceae. The record is from the annotation of a GenBank genome assembly.